Molecule: messenger RNA, 1731 nt
Organism: Sitodiplosis mosellana (orange wheat blossom midge)
Lineage: Eukaryota; Metazoa; Arthropoda; Insecta; Diptera; Cecidomyiidae
Exons: 2
Coding region: 240-1685 (481 amino acids)
Source: RefSeq, a predicted model, not a curated record
AGAAGGACUCGUGUUGGCGACGAUCCAAACUAUUUCUCUUCUGCUGCUGUUUUUUGCCAGACAAAAUCCAGAAUUUAUUAUUAUUUACUCAAACAAUUGUCGAUCAGUUUAUCUAGAUACAAAGUUCUAUAUUAACUUUGUUGCUACAAAAUAAAAAGCAGAGAUUGAUAAAUUCAAGAGACAAGUGAAUGCUGGAGUGAACAGGAGUGAAAGCUAAAUCAAAUGCAGUGACAAUCAAGAUGAACAAGCGUGAAAAUGAUGGUGAAAUAAACGAUGUUACCAAGCAUCAGAAGCUAAACAACAUCUAUCCAAAUGAAAUUGCUGCUGGAGUAGAUAGUCAACAAAAAGAGUCGCCACCGGCCAUUUUCAAGCUGAAUGCCAUUUGCUGCGACGAUCUAUUUGAGUGGCUAGAGAUUGAAGAUCUGCAUUCACUUGGCCAAACAUGCAAACGAAUGCAUCGCCUUACCGGUCUCUAUUUCCGAGAGAGCUUCAAACAGACGCUACGCUGCAUCGAUCAAACGAUUCUACACGACAGAAUGAAUUUAAACGGAUUCAUUCAAUACGUUCAGAGCAUUCAAUUAUCGUACAGAAACAGAGAAGAAGACUUCCAGUACAUCGCAGAUAAUUGUGAUUCACUCCGCCAAAUUUCAUUUCAUAUGAUUACGUUGACUAAAGCAUUGAUCGAUUGCAUCAAACCAAAGUUGAACAAAAUCGAAUCGAUUCAUUUGCACAGAAUUGCGACAAAAUUUCAUUCAUUCGAAGAUUUCUUGAAAUUUUGUCCAAAUUUAAAGCGACUUUGCGUUGACGAAGAUCGAACAAUGGAUCAAAAUGAAUGGAUGUGUCAUAAAUAUCCGAAGCUUGAACAUUUGCGGUUGAAAAAAUGUAAUAAACAUUUGAAAGCAAAUCUCGGAAUAUUUUUCCAGCAAAAUUCGCAUCUUGAAAGUAUCGAAACAGAUUUUGAGUUUCUUAUGGCAAACAGUGACACAUUCAUCGAUUCAUCUUCCAACCUGAAAUUGAAUGUUUUAAAUAUUCAUUACGAUUGCUUCUCUAAUCUAGAUCAAGUUUGCCCUUUGUUACAUAAGCUCCAUGAAAAUGGUCUUUUUAAACGAUUAGAGUUUACAAAUAGGAUGUGUACCUUCGCUAUAACACCGGAAACUUUAGAAACUGAAAUUAAUCGAAUCAAGUGGUCAACAAUUGAACAAUUGUUUAGACGUUCCACAGUGAAUGUACUUGAACCACCCAUUAUCAAUGUAGACGCGAUAUAUCUUACCAGUUUUUAUUAUAUGCACACAAAAUACGUUGGUUUAGAAGCUCUAACAGUCUCAUUUCCAAAUUUACGUCAUGUUCAUUUAUUCAGAGCAACAACAGAUCAUCUGUUACCAUUUAUUCGCCGACUACCAAGACUAAAUUCUCUCUAUAUUCAUUAUUUUAGUACAGCAGAGAAUGGAUACGAUAUUGAUCUAUCGACAUUGAACGAAGCACGUAAAAAUGUGGCUGGCACAAGCAAAGUUAUCAUUUAUGCUGAAAAAAACGUUUAUUUGGCCACAAAAAUGUCACCAAAAAAUCUAUACGCCAAUCAAAAUUUGAUUGAAAUUAAACGCAUUGAAUCGUGCGAAAUGACAGACGCAGACCUCCACGGUAAAUUUAUAUUCACAACUGUAGAAAAUCUGAAAAUAUAUUCAUAAAAAUGUGAAAAAAAAAAAAAUCAAUUAAAUGCGUUUUUUUGAUAUU